Periophthalmus magnuspinnatus is the source of this 1837-nucleotide messenger RNA. RefSeq names its product NudC domain containing 3 (gene nudcd3). The transcript is spliced from 6 exons. The coding region runs from base 152 to 1228 and encodes 358 amino acids. The record is from RefSeq and is a predicted model, not a curated record. Gene Ontology annotation, cellular component: cytoplasm. Lineage: Eukaryota; Metazoa; Chordata; Actinopteri; Gobiiformes; Gobiidae. Gene Ontology annotation, biological process: protein folding.
CACCGGAGGUACUUUUGUUCGGGAAAGAGCUUGGUUUGGUCUCUAAUCUUAACAACAACUAUCCGUAUCAAUAGUAAAGCGUUAUUUUUGUACUCUCUUAUACAACAUUUCUUCAACAGUUUCUCAAAGCUGAUAAAGGUCUUAACUGCGGAUGGCAUCGUCGUUGGAAAUGACAGAAAUGUACGAUAACGCCCUGUUGGGCAUACUGCAGCAUGUUGGAAAUAUACAGGACUUUCUACAAGUCUACUUUGGCUUUUUGUAUCGCAAAACAGACUUUUAUCGGCUUAUGUCAAGUUCUAAUGAUAAAAUGGGAUUUCCUCCUGGUGUUGCUGAGAAAAUGGUGCUAAAGACAUUUAAGUUGUUUGAAAAAGUGGCAGAGCGUGACCGGGAGAGACAGCUGAGUGAGCUUCAGAGAAGAGAGGAGGGCAGAACUGUUCCUCCUGCCGUCCAGGAGCUGGAAAUCUCCUCAGAUCCCCAGGAAGAAUCACCACAUCCAAGAACAGAAGAAACACAAAUAGACACAACUUCAAAAGUGGAGGAUGCCCUUUCUCCGCCACUCGCUGCUCCAGUGCAGGAUGCUCAGCAAUCUAACAGUCCUACAAAGCAGUCAACUGAGGGAGACCAAGCAGCUGCUGCUGAUCCCUCAAACGAGACUCAGAAAUACCAGUCGGACCCAGACAGUUACAAUGGGGCAGUAAGAGAAAACUACAGCUGGUCCCAGGACGCCACUGAUGUGGAGGUCCGUGUGUUUGUGCCAAAGACAAUUGUUAAGGGCAGACAGGUUUCGGUAAACCUGCAGAGUGGUAGCGUGUCUGUGAGUGUAAAAGAUGGAGCUGAGCAGAAAACAUUGAUGGAGGGAGAAUUUACCCACAAAAUCAACACUGAAAACUCUCUGUGGAGCUUGGAGCCUGGAAAAUGUGUGGUUCUAUCACUUAAUAAAACAUCCGACAUCUGGUGGUGGAAUGCAGUGCUGAAAGGAGAAAAGGAAAUAGACGUCAACGAGAUUAAUCGCGAGAGAUCUAUGGCAACGGUUGAUGAAGAGGAGCAUGCUGUUUUGGAUCGACUCACAUUUGACUACCAUCAGAAACUCCAAGGCAAACCACAGAGUCAUGAACUGAAAGUUCAUGAGAUGUUAAAGAAAGGUUGGGACGCUGAAGGCUCGCCAUUCAAAGGCCAGCAGUUUGACCCCUCCAUGUUUGACAUCCCCUCCAGUGCUGUGCAGUUCUGAGGCACACCCUGAUUACAAGCCAAAUAUGAACUCUAAUGUACUGAAACAUUACACAAAUUUGACCAGUAUGAAACGGACUAGGGGGUUUGAAAAAGUGUGUCCUGUUUUGGCAAUAAGAAACAUUGGUAGUAAUUUAUUAUUUCUGCAGUGCCUGUAUGCUAAGGAAUUGUCAUGUUGCAAAGUGAAAUUUUUCCACUUCAAUGCUACUGUAACAUGCAGAUGCUUAAGUCUUUCUUUAUCUGUUUUGGAGAUUCCAAAUGUUUUUAACACUGUUGUACUAAAAUGCGGAAAACCGUAUUUAUUUUUUUACCAUAUAACUGGAAAUGCGCUUCUGUAAACCCACUGGCCACAUACAGUUUGUGUUUAGGUUAUAUGGAAAUACUGCACUGUACAAUGCUCGUUUGCGUUCUAAGAGUCUUUGGAUGCAUAAAAAUCUGGUCUUGAAAUAGUAACCCAGAAAAUCUUCAGUGCUUGUUUUUUUUUGUUGCUUGUGUUUAUUGUUUUAAAUAAAAUUGUAUUGAGCUGUGACUGAAUUAUGUGAUCUACCUGGCACACAGACUCAAUUGGCAGAUUAUGUGUCUGUAGCGGUGUAAUAAAAUAUAUAAAGUA